AUGACCUUCCAGCCAUUCGCUACCUCUCCCUGGACUCCACCUACUUCACAGACAUCUUCAAUCUCCAUCGCAGGUCCAUCUAGCAUGUCUCGCGUUACUACUCCCAGAGAUACCCCUCCUUCAGGAAGCAUCAGCCCGGUGGUAGCCACUCCCGCUUUGGCGGACGAGCAUGCUCUCUGGUCAGAUAGAUAUAGGAGCUUGUCAGCUUCCAACAUCGGCGCGAUGGGUAAUGGUUUCAACCCCAGUGUGAACGUUGGUCAUGGGGAACAACGAAGAGUGCUGGGCGAUCUCCCUCCUCAUUCCAAUCAGGUCUCACCACACGCGCUCGCAUCGCCUUUCAUGCCUGGAGUCAAUAAUGGUGCUUGGGGUCCACCUGUUCCACCGAGACAACCCCACAAUCAGGGACAUGGCCAAUCUCAUGGUCAUAGUCAAUCUCGAAAUCAGAACCAUCGCAACAUCAGCUUACAAGAGAAACUUGCUAUUGCCGAAGAGAAGAUUAGACAACUGACCAUUGAAAAUCAGAAGUUGAGAGAAAGGAACGCUUUUACGGGCUGCAACAGCCAUCCUGGAGCGUACACCUCACCCCCAGUCAGUUCCCGCUCAUCCAUGGUAUUCGAUAGCGUCAAUCCAUCUUUCACCACCGCUGGUUACGGUCAUGUCGCUGGAUUAGGCUUGCAACGAUUCGAAGAUCCCGAGAUGUGCUUCGACCCUUCCAAAUUCUCGAAUGGCGGGGACGAUCAACUUGAAAAGGUCAAUUACUCUCCUCCGCCUCAUCUCGUUGGACCUCUCCUACAAGGUACCUUCAACUUUGCUGAUAUGCCGAUCGAAUAUGUCCGACCCAUCGUCUGGAUCAUAGCUCAUAGAACACCCAAGAGCAGUACUGAGAGUUCCGGUUUGAAAGCAGCUGUCAAUGCUUUGGCAAGCCGUCUUGGACUUCCUCGGAGCCUGGAUCCAACGGGUAUCCUUGUUCGAUCGAUCAUUGAAUGGGCAAAACCACUUUGCUUCACGUCAUGCGGAAAUUAUCUUUGUCAACAAUUACUUGAACGAUGUGGGCUGGACGAUAAACAAGCAUUCAUCAAGGAGAUUGAAGAGUACAUCGUACCCAUCGCAAGCGACAAAUUUGGUACACACGUCUUGUGCAAGGCUAUUCUCACAAAAGAGUUAGAGGAACCCAUUUCGAAUGCUUUGAUCAAAUUUGGUAUUUUUGAAUCUAUGAAAACCGGAGCCAGAAGGCUAUGGAGGGAGUAUCUCGAAAAAUGUCGUCAAGCUAGACAAUUCGAGAUCUUCACCAAAAUCAAUGAAGAGAUGGCCGGUCGCUGGUCUGAGCUUGCUUGUAUCAAUGAGCACGGUUCAAUUGCUGUUCAACAAGUCUUCGAAGUUUUUGGAUCUCAGGAAUUGAUGGAGCCUUGCUUCAAGGAGAUCUUGGCAGAUAUCGCUCGUAUAUCUAAUAAUCAAUUUGGACACUUCGCCAUCACGAAGCUCAUCGGCUAUCCACAACUCUACCGACGUACCUGCGAAGCAAUCUUGACUUCCUAUCCGCCUGUUGCUGUCACGCACCACGGUGUCAACUUUGCUAAGAUCGCUCUCACUGAGGGUGGAAGAGGCUCGAUCGUCAAAUACGUCGAUGCGAUUUGUUCUCACGAUGAUGGAAGAACGCCCGGCAUCGUUGCUAUUGCCACAUCUUCCAUUGGGAAAGCUCAUCUCACAUUCGUCUUGUCCUGUCUCACACCCGCCGAGCAUGUUCGAGUCCGGCAAACUUGUCGCGCAUUCAGUACGACUCUGAGAAACUCUCAAAGCGGGAACGAUCUUCUUCGAUCAUUGGGCUUGAUGCAUGCUGCCGGAGUUAGACAUCGAGCUGGAAGUGGGUAG
This is a messenger RNA of Kwoniella botswanensis, 1869 nucleotides long. RefSeq lists its product as uncharacterized. The coding region runs from base 1 to 1869 and encodes 622 amino acids. The record is from RefSeq and is a predicted model, not a curated record. NCBI's taxonomy places the organism in Eukaryota, Fungi, Basidiomycota, Tremellomycetes, Tremellales, Cryptococcaceae. Gene Ontology annotation, cellular component: cytoplasm. Gene Ontology annotation, biological process: post-transcriptional regulation of gene expression. The transcript is spliced from 18 exons. Gene Ontology annotation, molecular function: mRNA 3'-UTR binding.